CAGAGCUUAUCGGAUAAGGUGCCAUCCAUUUCUCAAUCCUCCACCCUCCCUCGAAUCGUGUCACUGGACCUGUGGGCACACAUUCCUCGGUGCCCCGAACCUAGCCAUAUUCCCUCCUUCCGGCGAGCCCGCAUGGUCGCGUGCCCCCGCCAGGCCGCCACACUGCGCACCCGGUGCGCCGACCUGCAAACCACCAGCCGCGCGCCCACCGAACGGACGCAAAAACGGUUCGGGUCCCAUUUCCAGGAAACCCAGCCCAAUCCGGCGGCCCUUUUAAAGGCCCCAAUCAGGCAAUCACCCAUCCACCCCCAGGCCCGCGCCCCGCUUCCGACCCCUCCCGUCUUGUCAGGCGGACACACCAAUCAUCACCUCACCACUCACCAGCCGGCCGGGAGCCCGAGAUAAUGAUCCUGGUGGCGAUCGUGGCGGAGCUGAUGGAGGAGUACACGGUGCUGGUGGCGCGGGUGCUGGAGCAGCUGCUCCACGGCGCGCCCUUCCCGCGCCGCAUGCGCUUCCUCAUGCUCCGGAGCCUCCCCUUCGCCGCGCCGCCGCUCCCGCCGCCGCCGCCCGCGCACGCGCUCCACGUCGACACACGCGGCUGAAACCCCCCGGCCCGCCACGCUGGUAGCUUGCUGGUCGUUUCGACCUCGGGCUUGGAAAAGCUUGCUGUAGGUUCGGCAGCGGCUCCGCGGCUCCUCCAGGCUCCAGUCCUCCUCGUUGAGAAGCUGAAGCAAGAGGGCGCUUCCGUUCCACGGAUCCUUGUAAAAAAAAAAUACUUUAAUUUCUCCGUCCAAGUCGUGACUGAUGAAGAAGAGAUUCGGGGUUGUUCUCUUUUUUUUUUUUCAA
This is a messenger RNA of Panicum hallii, 846 nucleotides long. RefSeq lists its product as uncharacterized. The record is from RefSeq and is a predicted model, not a curated record. Bases 405 to 602 code for a protein of 65 amino acids. Lineage: Eukaryota; Viridiplantae; Streptophyta; Magnoliopsida; Poales; Poaceae. The transcript has a single exon.